AUGCCGAAAAUCCGGACUCUCGGCCGCAACAAGAAGCCUCCUGAGGGGUGGGAGUUGAUCGAGGUGACCCUGUUGGAGCUGAACCGGAAAAUGCGGGAGGCGGAACUGGAGCCCCACGAGGGAAAGAGGAAGUGCGAGUCCACGUGGCCGAUCUUCAAGCUCCACCACCAGCGCUCCAGAUACAUCUACGACUGCUACUACAAAAGGAAGGCGAUCUCCAGUAGGUCUUGCGUAGACACAGGAGUCUUUGCAAAACUGGACGGCGCGUCGCUGCUCGGCUCUAGGAAGCGAGCGGCGUCUGUCGGAGAGUCGGGUUUGGCGGACGACUGGACGGGGAGCGAUGAAGUUCGUUCAUUGGGGUUCUUUGCCAUCCAGCAUUUCGGAGGCAGACGCGGGGCUGUGGCGUUUCAUCCUGAGUCGCAGGAACUGUACGAGUACUGCCUGCGAGAAGGUUACGCGGAUGCGAAGCUUAUUGCAAAGUGGAAGAAACCAGGAUACGAGAAACUCUGCUGCUUGCGUUGCAUUCAAGCGUCCGACCAAAACUUCUCCACUACCUGCAUCUGCCGAGUCCCGAAAAACUGCCUAGCCGACACUCAACAGAACAUUCAGUGUGUCCACUGCGGCUGCAGAGGCUGCGCGAGUGGUGACUGA
Messenger RNA from Neospora caninum, 651 nucleotides. RefSeq names its product putative G10 protein. Gene Ontology annotation, cellular component: nucleus; spliceosomal complex. The record is from RefSeq and is a predicted model, not a curated record. Bases 1 to 651 code for a protein of 216 amino acids. NCBI's taxonomy places the organism in Eukaryota, Apicomplexa, Conoidasida, Eucoccidiorida, Sarcocystidae. Gene Ontology annotation, biological process: mRNA splicing, via spliceosome. The transcript is spliced from 3 exons.